Messenger RNA from Camelus dromedarius (Arabian camel), 6914 nucleotides. It is a transcript of the gene KATNIP, whose product is annotated as katanin interacting protein. The coding region runs from base 37 to 5088 and encodes 1683 amino acids. The transcript is spliced from 29 exons. The record is from RefSeq and is a predicted model, not a curated record. NCBI's taxonomy places the organism in Eukaryota, Metazoa, Chordata, Mammalia, Artiodactyla, Camelidae.
UUCCGGUUCCACCACCCGGAACCGCCGCCUCUAGGGAUGGACGGUCAGACUCUGCGGAAGGCUGAGAGAAGCCGGUCCUGCUCACGGGAGAAAAAGGAGGGUUGCACUAAGGACAUGGUGACAGACUUUGAUGAGAAGCAUGAUGAGUAUUUAAUAUUGCUUCAGCAGAGAAACCGGAUAUUAAAGCAUUUGAAAACCAAGGACCCCACGCAAUUGAGGCUAGAGCACCUGGAACAGGGGUUCUCUGUCUACGUCAACGGGGCCAAUUCUGAACUGAAGACCUCACCGCGGAAAGCUGUCCACUCCGACUUCUCCAGAAGCGCCUCCCACACCGAGGGGACUCACGAUUGCGGACGAAGAACCCUGUUUCGAGAAGCUGAAGAUGCUUUAAGACGCAAUUCACGGACGGCCCCCAGCAAAGUCCAGCGCCGAGGAUGGCACCAGAAAUCUGUGCAGAUCAGAACAGAAGCUGGCCCGCGGCUCCACAUUGAACCCCCUUUGGACAAUUCGGAAGAUUUUGAGCCGUGUGGGGAUGUGACUGUCAGGGAAAAGGAUGCUUCUAGGGACCGUCCACAGGGUACCAAAUCUCCCACCAGCACCACGCCCUGUGAUUUUAAUUUCUCCCUUCCGAACGUACAUGGACACCUCGACCCUCCAAGCUGUAUGGACAAAGAAAGGAUCCUCUUAACUAUUCAGGAUGUAAUGGAGCUAAGAAGAAGCCUGGAACUUAGUGUAAAUCUACAAAGGAAAGAAAAGGAUUGUUUCAGCGACGAGUAUGACUCUAUCGAAGAAGACGUACCCUCUGAGCCAGAGCCCGAGGAUCAUCCUAGAGAUGACCCCCCUCCUUUCAGUGGAGACCCAGGCCAGAAGGAUGUUUCCAAAGACCCGGAGACAGAAAGACACCCUUUCCAAGGCCCAGACACCCUCGUAGUGCUGGAGUUUAACCCGGCUUCCGAAAGUAAGAAAAAGGAAAGGAAUUUGUCUGCUAAGCGGAAGGACAAUGCUGAGGUCUUCAUUCCCAGCAAACCUGAGCCAAAUCUGAAUCCCCAGCCCCCAACCGUGUUCCCAGACCAGGAGAGGGCAUACUCAAGACCUGGAAGCCGCCGAGACAGACCCCUGUCAGCAACCCGAAAACCUGUGCACGAGGCUGAGGACCGAGAGGAAGAUGCCUCAGCUGUGCUCAGAGCCAUCCAGGUGGAGAACGAGGUCCUGCAGAGGGCAAUCUUCAGCAGAAAGACCGAGGCCCCCACCAGCCCACGGCAGGACACAGAAGGACCACUAGCAAAAUCUUGGGCCAGCCUGCUGAAGGAGGAGACCCCUGAGCUGCCUCCCAUCUCUGCAGCAAUGAGCACGCAGGAGCUGUCCCAGGCAGCAGGGGGCGCCAGAGCCGUCAGUGAAGCCAUCGACAGAAUUGGCCUUUUGGGCAGCAGAAAAGUAAUCGCGGUCCCCUUGAUGGGAGUGUUCCGGUUGUGUAUCAUUUGUUACGAUCGGUUUGCUAAAACAAAAUCACAUUUCAGACAACAGCAGAAGCUUCUGAAAGUCCUCCAGGCCGUCGAAAGCGACUCUGCCCGUCUCAGCCGGGUUGUUUCACCCACUGAGGAGCAAGCACAGGACCCAGAGGACGAAUCGAGAACGAAGGAAGAAGAGAUCAAAGAUGCCAUCUACGUGACCAUGGAAAUCCUGUCCAACUGGGGCAGCGCGUCGUGGGUGGGUCUCACGGAAGUUGAGUUCUUCGACCUGAACCACACAAAACUUUACGUGUCGCCUCAUGACGUGGAUAUCCGGAGCGCGGACACGCACGGGGACCUGGGCCACCUGGUCAAUAGGAACUUAGCUAGCAAGCAAGAUUCUUCCUUGUGGACGUGCCCCUUCCACCCUCCACUCCAGCUCUUUUUUGUCAUCCGCAACACGAGACAGCUGCGUGACUUUGGUCUAACCAAGAUCAAGGUUCGGAAUUACUGGACGGCUGACGGCGAUCUUGACAUGGGAGCCAAGAACGUGAAGCUUUAUGUCAACAAAAAUCUCAUCUUUGAUGGCCAGUUAGACAAAGGAGGUGGAGAGGCCCCCGCUGACCAGAGCAUCCUGGUGGGCCUGCAAAACGAGAGAAUGGAGAACAGCGUUACCACCCACUCGGAAGAAAGCAAAGGUGCCUGCAAGACGGCUGGCACAGCCGGGGACGAGAUGCUUGAUGUCAGCGAUGCGCAGCCAGCUGGAGCAGCGGAGGAUGUGAAGGUUUCUUCGCCAGGAAAUUUUUUUGGUGAAAGGAUGAAUUCUCCAGAUUGCACGAAAGACAGUCUGUCCAAGUUAGAGGAAGACUUCAGCUUUUUAGCUGCCCCAGCCUCGCCGGGUGGCGUGCCCAGUGCCCCUCCACACUCUCCAUCUGGGGAAUGCCCUGCUCCCCUUGACCGGGAGCUCUCACUGAUCCAACAGCUGGAAAACCUCAUGGGCAGAAAAGUCUCUGAGCUGCCAGGGAAAACUCCAUCUUGGUUACAACCUUCUCCUGCAGGGAAAGGCCAGAAGCAGGGAGGCCAGAAAUCAAAACCCCUCUGGCUGAGCCCGGAGAAGCAGCUAGACUGCAGAGGUAGGCUUCUGUCAGACAACGCCAUCCUUGAGGGGUCUGAAGAGACCGAGGCCCGGGAUGAAGGCCCCAGGCGUGAGCAAGGGCGGACAAGCAGCUGGAAUGUCAUUGCCAGUGAGAGAGCCCAGAGGGCAACCCCCAGAGUCUGCAGUGAUGACUUCGACAUCUUUAACCAGUCCUCCCACAGGGAGCACCCUGCUAGUGGGAGGAGGGGCCUGAGGAAGGAUGCCCUCAGUGGCAGUCAUGGUGACGGCCAGCCAGCCAGCAGAGAAAAUGCCUGCUCCACCCGGACACCUCCACGGCCCCGGUGGCGCAGCGAGCAGGAACACACACUCCACGAGUCGUGGAACUCCCUCACCGCCUUUGACCGUUCCCACCGGGGGCGAAUCUCCAACAUGGAGUUCCAGGGGGACAUCCUGGACGAGUUCCUGCAGCAGCAGAAGAGCAGCCGGCACAGUGACCAGCCGCCCCCCUGGAAGGAGGAGAAGCUGGAGUCCAUGAUAGGGCAGGACCACAGCUCCCUGAAGCCAGAUGAUGGGGGUGACUUUAAAAUCCCCGUCUUGCCUUAUGGACAGCACUUGGUCAUUGACAUCAAGUCUACGUGGGGGGACAGGCACUAUGUUGGCCUUAACGGAAUAGAAAUAUUCAGUUCCAAGGGCGAGCCGGUGCGAAUUGCGAACAUUCAAGCCGACCCCCCGGACAUCAAUAUCUUACCAGCCUAUGGGAAAGAUCCCCGUGUGGUCACCAACCUCAUCGACGGGGUGAACAGGACCCAGGACGACAUGCACGUCUGGUUGGCCCCCUUCACGCUGGGCAAGUCCCACUCCAUCUCCAUGGACUUCAUGCACCCUUGCCAGGUCGCCCUGAUCAGGAUUUGGAACUACAAUAAAUCGCGGAUACAUUCCUUCCGCGGCGUGAAGGACAUCACGAUGCUGUUAGAUGCGCAGUGCAUCUUCCAGGGAGAAAUCGCCAAGGCCUCGGGAACCCUGACGGGAGCUCCAGAGCACUUUGGAGACACAAUCUUAUUCACGACCGACGAGGACAUUCUCGAGGCCAUCUUCUGUUCUGAUGAGACAUUUGACUUGGACGUGGAGAGCCUGUGCGGCCUGCAGUGCGAGGAGGCGCUGAGGAGACCCAGCACGGCCGACGGCCAGGGGGAGGAGAGGCCCUACACACAGGCCGGCUUGUGGGCUGAUGACCGGGUCCCGGAGGUAGAGCUGUCAUACAGGCCCCUUGUCCCUGAAGUCACUACGCCAGAGCCGGGCAUCUACCAUGGGAUCUGCCUCCAGCUAAAUUUCACCGCCUCCUGGGGAGACCUGCAUUACCUGGGGCUCACAGGCCUGGAAGUGGUGGGCAGGGACGGCCAGGCACUGCCCAUCAGCCUGCACCAGAUCUCCGCCUCCCCCAGAGACUUAAAUGACCUGCCCGAGUACACCGACGACUCCCGGACCCUGGACAAGCUUAUUGAUGGAGCCAACAUCACGAUGGAGGAUGAGCAUAUGUGGCUGAUCCCCUUCUCGCCGGGGCUGGACCACGUGGUCACGAUCCGCUUCGACAGAGCCGAAAGCAUCGCAGGCCUGCGCUUCUGGAACUACAAUAAAUCUCCCGAGGACACCUACCGAGGGGCCAGAAUUGUCCACGUCUCCCUGGAUGGCUUGUACAUCUCCCCUCCCGAGGGCUUCCUCAUCCGGAAGGGGCCAGGCAACUGCCACUUUGAUUUUGCUCAAGAAAUCCUCUUUGUGGACUACCUGCAGGCCCGACCGCUGCCCCAGCCAGCCCAGAGACUGGACACGAAGAGCCUGGAGCGGGCGAGCAUGGACUACGAGGCGCCCCUGAUGCCCUGUGGCUUCAUUUUCCAGUUUCAGCUCCUGACCAGCUGGGGUGACCCCUAUUACAUCGGUCUGACUGGCCUGGAGCUGUAUGAUGAGCGGGGAGAGAAAAUCCAUCUGUCGGAAAACAAUAUCGCUGCCUUCCCUGACAGUGUCAACUCCCUAGAGGGCGUGUGCGGGGACGUCCGGACCCCUGACAAGCUCAUCGACCAAGUGAAUGACACAGAUGACGGCAGGCACAUGUGGCUGGCACCCAUCCUGCCUGGUCUGGUGAACCGGGUUUAUGUGAUAUUCGAUCUGCCUACUACGGUGUCAAUGAUCAAACUGUGGAAUUACGCAAAAACACCCCAUCGAGGGGUGAAGGAGUUUGGCCUCCUGGUGGAUGACUUACUCGUGUACAAUGGGAUCCUGGCCAUGGUGGGCCACCUGGUUGGCGGCAUCCUGCCUACGUGCGAGCCCACGGUGCCCUACCACACCAUCCUCUUCACUGAGGACACAGACAUCUGUCACCAGGAGAAGCACACGGCCAUCAGUAAUCAGGUGGAGGAUCAGGAUGUCCAGAUGAUGAAUGAAAACCAAAUCAUUACCAACUCUAAAAGGAAGCAGAGUGCAGUUGACCCAGCCUUGCGCCCCAAAACCUGCAUAAGUGAGAAGGAGACAGAGAGACGGUGGCGGUGCUGACUGGCCAAGGAGAAGGAGCUGGUCCUCAGUCAGGGUGGGGCUCCGCCACUGGCCCCCACUUGGCACCCAUGUCCCCCGCCCUCAGGCCUCCGUGUCAGCAGCCCAGACCCCAGAGGCAGGAAGGGAAUGGCAGCAUGGGGGGGGAUUGGUGGGGAGAAGGGACUCACGGGUGACAGUCCUGGGAGAUGCCAGAGUUUCAGGCAGGAGGAGGAAGGGAUGUAGUGUGGACUUCCACUGUCCCCUGCAGUUCUGGGGCCACUGCAGGGGGCCCCGGGGGACACCUGGCUCAGUGCCUCUCUGGUGAGAUCCAGCAAAGCAGGGCCCACAUCCGGUCAGGCCUGUCAUGGGGCCCGUGGGCUGGGUCUGACUCCAGGCAGACAGUGAGGUGGACCAGGAGCCCCCCUAUCAGCCUUCCCAGAGCCUGGAGCAUGGCUGAACAGGGUGGGAGGAGACCAGGCCUCAAACACCCACAUCGGUAGGCAUGAGACCCUUCCUUCAGAGGCCCAAGCUGAGGCGCCAGCACCCCCCACCACAACCACCCUCACCACCACAUCCCUGCCUCACCUGGGGGCAGGUGGAGCUGGCUGAUAGGGUGGGAUUUUCCACUGGAUCCACAGAUGUCUGACCAGGCUACAACCCCCUCCCUCAUCUGGGGUCCCGCCCAGGCCCAGUUGAGAAGGAGGGAUCCCCUCAGGGGCGCUAGUCCUGCAGGGCCUCCGUCCUCUGGUCAAGCCUGAGAAGGACUCGGUCAAGGGCAUGUGUCCCUCUGAGGAACAGAGGCAGCUGAACCACCCGCUGCUCAGAGCUGGCCCCACUCGGGCAUGUGGGCGCCCGUCUCUGAGGUACGGCCAGGCCCAGAUAGGAUAGGUGGGCAGCUUCAGACCCCAGAGGGCCAGGAGGGCCCAUCCAGAUGCCCUCUGGAUGCAGGGCUGGGGAGACAGAGGACCAGUCCCACAGCCAACCUCCUCUUCCCACCUGACCUAGUCUGAAGGGCAGUGGCCCGCACUAUACUCCCUGCAGCGUCCCUUAGGGCUGAUCCAGGCUUUUCUAGCUUGCUGUGUGCCCUGGGAGUCUGGCCCCCACCCCUUCUCCCUCUUCCAGCAGCUUCCCAGCAAGUUGGAAACAUGCCUUGCAUCCCCUGCCACGUGAAGCCCAGAACGCACCUACUUCCAUCUAUAGAACAAGCUCAGAUCAGGGGCCUAAUGGGUUUCCCAGUGCUGGGUAAUUUCUCAUUCCAAAUAUUAACCCACUGUUUUCCUGGCUCCCAGCCCGGCCCCACCAUGGUACUGUACUCAAAGAACGUUCCUAUGGAACUGAGAGCCCCGGAAAAUACUUUAUGAGCCUUGCAGCUUCAGCCAAGCAGCUAUGCAAAUACGCUUUUCAUUUGGAGUGCGGGGCAGAUGUGAAGAUAAGAAUUUGUUUCUCCCAGAGAAUAUCCAUCAUUUCUGUAGCUUCUGAGCCCCCAGCUUUUCGGCUUAUCCACUCACCUCCCAGAUGUAGCAAGCGUCUCCUGGCUCCCAGGAGAGCUGACGCCUGGAGGAGCCCGGGCCGCUAAUCGAACCAGCUUUUAGUGACCAAAACCAGUGCUGUGGCUUUAAGGGGAGCCCAGCCUUCCUUCCCCACCCGAGGCGUGUGUGCAGGUCAGACGUGUCAGGGAGUUUGCAGGAACACCACAUACACUUGCUCCCGGAAUCUCAGUUGAUGUUUAUUAUAAUUGUAUGUACCAUGCAAUUUAGGAGGGGGACAGAAAGCUGUACAGGCAUUAACUCUAAAAUAAAUUUCUAUUUUUUUUCUCUUGCAAAAUGAAUAAAAGAUGUUAUUAAGAA